Messenger RNA from Verticillium alfalfae VaMs.102, 1230 nucleotides. RefSeq lists its product as hypothetical. The coding region runs from base 1 to 1230 and encodes 409 amino acids. The record is from RefSeq and is a predicted model, not a curated record. NCBI's taxonomy places the organism in Eukaryota, Fungi, Ascomycota, Sordariomycetes, Glomerellales, Plectosphaerellaceae. The transcript has 2 exons.
AUGGUCCACUCUGUCAACGCUCCAGAGUCUGGUAAUACCUUUCAGGCUUUCAAGGAAAAGGCCAAAGGUGCUUCAGACAGCGGGUCACCGGCUGAUGGCCUUCCGGUGGGUGGUAUACGAGUGACAAGGGUCGAGGUUGGCGUUGACGACGAGUUCGUCUUCAAGCCCAACAACAUCAAGGAGCCCGUUGGCACACACAUACAGUUCAACUUUAACCCCAAAAACCACUCCGUCACGCAAUCGUCAUUUGACAAGCCAUGCGAACAGCUAGAAAACGGCUUCAGCAGCGGUCUCAUCCCCGCGGUGAAUGCCCCCUCAGGCAUCUCCUUUGAUAUUGUCGUCAAUGACACCAAGCCAAUCUGGUUCUACUGCGCUCAAGGCCAGCACUGCAAGAACGGCAUGGUCGGCAGCGUUAACGCACCAGCUGAAGGAAACACGCUUUCUGCCUUCACAGAGAAGGCCAGCAAGGCCGGUGCAGGCCAGCUUGUUCCACUUUCGCCCAUCGGCGGCGUCCUCAGCGCCAACGGCACCAUCUUGCCCACACUCAACAGCGCCGUCAUUGACAUUGCGCCUCUGAGCCUUGAUCGCAUUGAACAGGUUCCUAAACCAGGCGAGCACGAUCAGUACAUCAUUGGUGGUGCCGGCGGCGGUCCCGUGGCAAACUACAGCUGGCCCGACACCAUCUCGGCCCCAGCCGUCGAGCGCCUUCACCUACUGCACUACCUAGACAACAUCCUGCUUCGCGUUCUACUUCGCGGUCGCGACAACCUGCAAGAGGGUGGCAAGUGGGCGGGUGCCUACCCGCAAACCAUUGUCAACACGAUCGCCUCCAUGGCGGCGCAGACGUGGAUCCACCGAGCCACGGCAACCGACUCGCUUCAGCACUACAAGAAGGACUUGCUUGAGGGGGAGUGCGAGUAUAAGAUAGACGAUGAAGAUGGCAAAGAAGGUGUCGAUCAAUUCCUCGACACUGUCCUCACGUUGCUGGAUCUCGAAAUCGGGUUUCUCGCCGACUCGUCGAGCCGGCUCGCCCACUCGGACCCGUGGCUCGUGGGCUGUCUCACGUCGGCUCUGGGUGCUAAGUCGCGCAUGGCGGCCGUCGCAAACAUGAUGCAAGGCCGAGCGCCGGCCAUUGCGCCGAGAGAGGUCCCUGUGCCUGCGGGCCUCGUGCGAAAAAAUGUCCCUGAUGGAAGGAACAACAAGACCGAGGGACCUGCUUUCUUUACAUAA